Molecule: messenger RNA, 2172 nt
Organism: Procambarus clarkii (red swamp crayfish)
Lineage: Eukaryota; Metazoa; Arthropoda; Malacostraca; Decapoda; Cambaridae
Gene: Trs31
Product: trafficking protein particle complex subunit 31
Biological process (GO): endoplasmic reticulum to Golgi vesicle-mediated transport
Cellular component (GO): TRAPPII protein complex; TRAPPIII protein complex; TRAPPI protein complex
Source: RefSeq, a predicted model, not a curated record
GAUGCAUCUGGCAACAUCGUUUUGUUUACAUUUAGCGGAGGCGGUGCUGGUGGUGUCAGCUGCUCCUACACAGGGUGUGUUUACUGUGGCUUCCUCUACCUCACCUACUUAACUAUAUCAGUUUCUUAAACAAUGAGCGGUAGCAAACAGCGUCCAAGUAUCUUGGACAAAUCCCUGAGUCGGGGCAAGACAGAGGUUAGCCUGACAGCUUAUGCUCUGCUAUUUUCCGAGAUGGUGCAGUACUCCCACAAUCGUGUCACAAGUGUAAAUGAAUUACAUAACAAGUUGUCAGAGUUGGGUCAGCGUGUUGGUGUGAGGAUGGUGGAGCUCCUGUUUGUCAGGGAGCGCAAUUACAAGAGAGAAACAAAACUUCUUAACAUUUUACUUUUUGUGAAAGGAACACUUUGGAAGUCCCUAUUUGGUAAAGAAGCUGACAAACUGGAUCGAGCAACAGAUGAUGAGCGCAUUUACUACUUGAUUGAAAAAGAACCAUUAGUCAAUCGCUUCAUAUCUGUCCCACGAGACAAAAGCUCCAUCAAUUGUGCUGCAUUUAUAGCUGGCAUUAUUGAAUCUGUUCUUAAUGCUACAGGAUUUCCAGCAAAAGUAACAGCAUUGUGGCACAAAGGCACCACGUUUAUGGUCAAGUUUGAUGACACCGUGUUGACCAGGGACAAGCAGUUGGAAGGACGGUGAUUGUGUGAAGCAGUUGAUAGUUUAAGAGCUGGUGGUGUUGCACUUGGUAGACAAGCAGGCCAGUAGGUGGUCUUCACUCUUAACAAAGAGAACAUUAUUAGCAUUCUUUAAAAUUCAACAUUACUGACCUGUACAGUGUUGAUGUUGCAUUUGAAGCUGUUUUCAUGUUUUAUAAAACAUUUUCAUUCAGAUAUACUGUAUGUGUAAUAAUUUAGAUUAGCACAAAAUAGGAUUUUUUUUUUAAUAUAUGCUACAGUCAACAGUGGCAGAGAUAGCAGUGGGACUCAUAAUAAAAGACAAUUGUACUGCUUGAGGAUUAUAGUUAUAAACUGUCUAAAAUUUUCCUUACAAUAUUAAAAAUGGAAUGCAAGAUUUCAAACUCAAAAUCAUCUUGAUGCUUGGACUCAAGUCAUUCAUAUGUACAGAGUAUAUUAUACUCUACCACCACCCUCCCAACCCUAGCCAUCCUUCAGUCCUCCCCCUCCCUACCCAGGCCGGGCCUUCAUCCUCCCUACCCAGGCCGGGCCUCCAUCCUCCCUACCCAGGCCGGGCCUCCAUCCUCCCUACACAGGCCGGGCCUCCAUCCUCCCUACCCAGGCCGGGCCUCCAUCCUCCCUACACAGGCCGGGCCUCCAUCCUCCCUACCCAGGCCGGGCCUCCAUCCUCCCUACACAGGCCGGGCCUCCAUCCUCCCUACCCAGGCCGGGCCUCCAUCCUCCCUACACAGGCCGGGCCUCCAUCCUCCCUACACAGGCCGGGCCUCCAUCCUCCCUACCCAGGCCGGGCCUCCAUCCUCCCUACACAGGCCGGGCCUCCAUCCUCCCUACCCAGGCCGGGCCUCCAUCCUCCCUACCCAACCCGGUAGGGAGGAUUUCAAAUACUUAAAAUCCAUAGACUGGGAGGCCUAUGAAGCAAAAACAGAUUAUACUGGUAGACCUCAUCCUGGAGAAAUUCAUGUAUCAAGGGCCGGUUUAGAUCUUUGGGAAGCGGGGGCCUGGGACACUUCAAAUUUGGGGACCCUUAACACACACAUGAAUUUCUGACAGAUAUAAUAGUGAACAACAAGAGUGCAAGUAGAAAAAACACCUGGAGAUUUCCAAAUAUAUAUAUGUAUCUGGUAUUAUUUAGCCAUGAUAGUAUUACAGAAGAGCUUGACUGUGAAAAAGACUGUGAACAACCAUAAACCACACAUGUUCAAAAGAAAACUAUAUUAGGUUCUGAAGUAGACACUUAUCUGACUUAAUUUUGUCUCAAUUUUACUGACUAAUAAUAACUUUGACUACAUUUUCAGUUUGUACUAUAGGCUAAAGUGAUAUAAAUUACUGGUGAGGUAAGGUGUAAAAUGUUUGUGAUGCCUUUAUUUCUUUGAUUUAUGCAUAUCCCUGCUAAGUUUUUAUUGUUAUACUGUUGUAUAAGAUAUUACUUAUUGUAUUCACACUGAAUAACAGCCGAGCAAAAGAAUAAUAAAGAAGUUUACUU